AUGUCCGUAGAACCCCGCAGAAAAUCAAAAGCGCAAGAUAAGAAGCUAGUAAGUCUUAGGCCAGAUGUCGAUAGUGAUGAUGAGAUUGAUCAAGAAGUACAAGAAGAAGCUCAGAAAAUGGAUGCUCUCAUGCGUCAAUUACUAGGAAAAGAAGAAGAAGAACAAGUAGGUAACGAGCAGCUAGAACAAGAUAUAGUAGCAGAAGAAGAAUUUUCAUUUCGGUUAUUCGCACACCAACCUUUGGCAAAGGUAGCUAUUGCAGAAGACACAAAAGAUGAUGAUCAAGCACAAGCAGUAGCAGAUAUGCAGCAAUUAGAAUUUGAUGAAUAUGAUCCAGAAUUUAUGGCUAGAGUAAAAGAAGCUGCGAUUGACUAUAAGGAUAUUCUACGACAAUCUACUGUGCCUUAUCCAGCUAUGCAAUUUCCUCAUCGAGUGAUAGAUAUCAAUAAUGUAAACAAGUCAAUCACUGAAAAAUCAAAACGAAAGAGAAAAAGCAAAAAGCAUCGUGAUUUUGAAAAGAGGGUCAAGGCAGGAGAAAUCAAAGCACAGCCCAACAUGAGAAAUCCAGAUACACUAGGAGGAUGGCCAGGCUGGCCAGGUCAGUUGACACGAGUGUCGAUCAUCAAUUAUAUAAGUCCAAGGAGAAAAGAAAAAACGCUUAAUAAGCCACGAUCUAUGAAUAAGUCCUUUUCAAGAGGAGGAGCAAAACCACAGUUUCAUUUGAAGAGACAAUACAACAAAUAA
Molecule: messenger RNA, 744 nt
Organism: Rhizopus microsporus ATCC 52813
Lineage: Eukaryota; Fungi; Mucoromycota; Mucoromycetes; Mucorales; Rhizopodaceae
Exons: 3
Coding region: 1-744 (247 amino acids)
Source: RefSeq, a predicted model, not a curated record